Entamoeba nuttalli P19 is the source of this 189-nucleotide messenger RNA. RefSeq names its product ribosomal protein s30, putative. Gene Ontology annotation, biological process: translation. Gene Ontology annotation, molecular function: structural constituent of ribosome. Bases 1 to 189 code for a protein of 62 amino acids. NCBI's taxonomy places the organism in Eukaryota, Evosea, Mastigamoebida, Endamoebidae. The record is from RefSeq and is a predicted model, not a curated record. Gene Ontology annotation, cellular component: cytosolic small ribosomal subunit; ribosome. The transcript has a single exon.
AUGGGAAAAGUACACGGAGGAUUAACACGUGCAGGUAAAGUUAGAAAUCAAACUAAAAAAGUUGAACAAGAACAAACAGGUAGAAAGAAACAUCCAAGUGGAAGAGCGAAUUUAAGAGAAAAGUAUAAUAAACGACAAGAAUUAUUAAAUGGAGAAACAAAAAAGUAUAAGUUUAAUGCUCAAUCUUAA